Formica exsecta is the source of this 3864-nucleotide messenger RNA. RefSeq lists its product as uncharacterized. NCBI's taxonomy places the organism in Eukaryota, Metazoa, Arthropoda, Insecta, Hymenoptera, Formicidae. The transcript has 4 exons. Gene Ontology annotation, biological process: proteolysis. The record is from RefSeq and is a predicted model, not a curated record. Gene Ontology annotation, molecular function: aspartic-type endopeptidase activity; nucleic acid binding. The coding region runs from base 1 to 3864 and encodes 1287 amino acids.
AUGAGCAAAGACAAGCCGACAAUGCCGAUUCCUAGAUCACCGGUAAAAGGGGCUAAAAAACAAACCGCGAGCGAGGAAAUAAACGUGAUUACGCAAGUAACGGCGGAAGCGGAACGGCUUAAAGAACAGAAUAGCAAGUUACGCGAAGAAAUGGAAUACCUGAAAGAAAAGUUAGAAGAUUUAAAAACGGAUAGGGAAAAUGGACCAGGAAAAUCGGAGGAAGAUUACGCGAGAGAAUCGGGCGCGCGAAGGCGACGCGAUAGACCGCAUCAAACGCGAGAAAAUACCGCGUACGCGAGCAAUAGUCUAGGAGAGGAAAAUACAAACAUGUUAGGAAACGUUAGAUUACCGCGGGGCGGGUGGUUAAUGGACCCAUUCGCGGAGAUAAAAUAUAAGAGAAGAGAGGAUGGACAAAAUCCAAUAAAGUUUCUGAGAAAAUUCGAGAAAAUCGCGGAUUACGAAAAUAUCGAUUAUAGAGACCAGUUACAUUACUUUAAGAAAUGUAUGAAGGGAAACGCGAGUAAUUGGAUAGAGGUAAAUGAUCCGGACGAUAUUGAAGAAGCGAAAGAGUCUUUCCGGGAAUAUUUCUGGGGCGACGAACAACAAGCGAGAUUUCGAGAAAAUCUAUAUACCGGGAAAUACAAAUCGGAAAAGGGAGAAACGAUGGCGGAAUACGCGAUGAGCCUUGCGAGACAGGCAAAGUAUUUAGAGCCACCGAUGAGCGAUCACGAGAUAAUUAGGUGCGUGAAAAGGCAUUUUGGAAACAAAAUUGCGCGAGAAAUACGACCGUCGACCGCGAAAUCAAUCGGCGAGUUAACCAGUCUAUUAGAUGAUAUGGAAUAUGAGAAAAAGAUAGUUAAGCAAUCGAGAAGACAGAAUACGGAAGAAAAUCAGUUAAAUGCGAGGAAAACGUACGAUACAAGGCAAAGGCCGGAAACCGCAUUUAGGGAUAACGGACCGAGAAGAUUCAACGAACAAUAUCCGCGAUACGGACCCGAUAGAAUUUCGGAAAUACCGAAUAGCGAGGGUGAUAACGAGAAUAAAAGAGUCGUAGGAUACGGUAGAAAUACAGCGCGAGAUAGGAUAAGGGAAGACAAAAUAGUACCAAAGGCGCAGACAACAAAGAAACGCGUCGAGAAAAUAGAGAGAGAAAGAUAUAGCGGAGAGGAAGAAAGCGAAAUAGAAUCUCAGGAAGAAGAUAGAGAAAGCGAAUCAGCAAUCGCGAGUAUAAGAACAGAAAAUAUAUUAAAAGAUGUAGACGAGGUGUUCUACGAAGAUCAAGCGAAAAUAAAAAUACAGAAAGGACCGUUCGUAACAGCGACGUUCAAGAAAUUAAACGUAAAAUGCCUGAUCGACACAGGGGCACAAGUAUCCGCGAUGAGCAAGGAAAUAUACGAUCAAUUGAAACAAAACGGGGUCAAAAUGGAAAUACAACCGGUAGAGAAGAUGCAACUAAGAGAAAUAGUCGAAGUAUUAAUGAGCGACGAAGCCGAAUCGGACGCGGAAAAUCGCGGAAUAAAAGAUUUUGACAAGAAAGAAAGAGGCGAGCGAGCAAAGGAAAAUAUGAUAGAAAGAAUUGUAGAAGAAGAGGAAGGUAAAAGUAUCGCGAUGUUAAAUUUACACGGACCGUUUUUCGGGGCGAGAUCGGAACAGAAAUACGCGUUAUCGUUAACCGAUGCACGAAACGGAUCAAAAAAGACAUACUAUAUGCCGGACAAAAGAUUAAAGACGUUGACAGAUACGAUCGCGAACAAAUAUUUAAAAACAGAAAGAAAACCGGACAUAAUAGUUACGGACAGACAGGGACAAUUCAGAAAUGAUAAGUGGAGAAUAUUUUGUAACAGGAUGGGAAUGAGAGCACGCACGUUAAAUCCCACGGUGAAUAUAGCGAGAAAUUCCAGGGAAAUAGAAAUUCACGUAAUAGACCUGCAAGAAGAGGAGGAAAAUAUAAUGGAGCAAAACAGAAAGAUUCAGGAUAUGAGAAGUCAAUUAGCCACUAUACAAGUGAGAAAACAAAAAGAGACAGAGGUAAUACCAAGCCCGAUGCAGCUGUGCCAAAAGGCCAAAGAAAAAGAAAGACAUAGAAAUCCAAAAGAGGUGGAUAGCAGAGACUGCGAAGAAGUCAGGUCAAGAAGGGGGAGUGACGUUGACAGCGUGGCAAAGAAAUCUGAAAGAAGAAAAGAGACACACAAAGAAUCGAGAUCGAAUCAAGGAAAUGUGAAAGAAAGCAGAGAAAAGGAUAUACAUAUCUUAAACCAGUCCAUCCAGAAUGAGAAAGGUGAAGAAAACAAUCCUAGUCCAACGAUGACAUCGAGGGACCUGAAACAUAAAGAGACUAGAAGGGGGAGCAGCAUGAGAGAAAGUGAAAAUGAAAAGAUACUUACCAAUCCUCAGCCUAGAAGGGGGAGCGAGCAAGCAAAGAGCCUGAAGAGAUCCAUAGGACACAGCAGCGAAGCAGAAACAGGGGACGAAUCGAUGAGAGAACCUGUAAAAAAGAAGAGAAUUAACCAAGAGGCUUUUGAAUUGAUGUUACGAGUGAAGGAUAUAUUAAGCGAACAGAUACCAGCCAAAAAGAUGCUGGCAAAGAUACAAAUAAGUAAGUGCAAAGCAUACAUAGAUAAGGAAGGCAAAUGCGAUGUAAUUACAAAGACAUGCACUGAGAGACUAACUAACGAAGGACUAAAUAUGACUUACGUGCAAAAGGAAGACCUUAUACCAGAUUGUAUCAAAGAAAUAAGCGAGAUGGGAGUAAGAAUGAUACAAUUGAGGGCAACGAUAGACGAUAAGGAAAUAGAAAUACACCCAAUAGUAUUAUUCGGCAGGAAGGAUGCGAUUAUACUGGGAAAGGAGUCAUACGAGAAGCUUACCUGGCUACAAAAGAAAUGGAGAGAGCAAGUCCAGCCAAUGGUGCAAAGCGACGAGCAUAUCCAGAUGAGGGAACCAACAGCGAGUGACAAAGAGACGAUGGAACAGCCCAAGGGAGUAGCACGAAAGGCAGGAGCAUACAAGUACGUUACCAUGUCAAAAUACUACAGAGAGCUGAAAAGAGAAAAACGACAAUUAAUAGAUUUAAUGCAUGAUACAUAUAAGGACGAGCGCGAACGAACAGAUAUGUUACGCGAUAGAUUAAUUAGACUUAGAAAAAGACACAAAUUUGUAAUCCAACGGCGGAGAAAAGGACCAACAGCGAACGAGAGGGACAUCGGCCAAAGGAGAGAAUCAGCAGACCCGGAUAAUUCGGAAGAAACCGGAAGCAGCGUACGAAAGAAACAGGCGAGAGACGUCCAGGCUAAACCAAGGGUGACGCAACACUUGGUGGGAAAAUUCGUAGACCCAGGCGGAAAAACGUUCGAGACAAGGUUGUUGGAAACUAAAAUCCAACGGGACCAGCAGCAGACAUUGGACCUCGAAAGCGAGAAAUGGUUCGAGGAAUACCAGCAAAAAGAAAACGUGGUGCCCAAUCAACAAAAAGGGGACCAUAUCGAAAGCCCGGCGGGAAGCAGCUCGAGGCAUGAAAGUUACAACAUGCAAUCGGAGAAUCACUCGCCGGUGAGGAAGAAACGGAAGGCGAUAAAAAUCGUAUCCAGCGAAGAUGAGGCUGACAACGAGAACCAGACCACAUCAGAUCGCACCAACCACAGCCCGGUUUUUGGGAAAGUUCUCUCGAAAUACGUACCGAAUUUCGAGAAAACUUUAGAAGGGGGUAUGCGAUCGGCUGGAUCGGUCCCCGUUGAGGAGAUACGCGGGGGUGCCUGGGAAAGCGAGGAGGACAACACAGGGUGUGGUCCAAGGGAACGCGGAAGCAGCCUGUGCAGGAAGGACGAUCUGAGAGGCGUUUUGGAGCAUCGACGGAGGGCCGUCUGA